Molecule: messenger RNA, 970 nt
Organism: Colletotrichum navitas
Lineage: Eukaryota; Fungi; Ascomycota; Sordariomycetes; Glomerellales; Glomerellaceae
Exons: 3
Coding region: 148-645 (165 amino acids)
Source: RefSeq, a predicted model, not a curated record
GACGAAACCCCUCCUUGCCCGCCUGUCGCCUUUGUCAAUACUAGAGAGAGAUAGAUACACACGGACCGAGGCAGUGCGAAGGCCCGGAGAACCAAACGAGUACUGGGGAGAGAACGGAACGCUGCACCGAAGAGGCUUACUCUAUCCAUGUACUUGGCUGACGCCGGGGGCCCCUUUGUCCGUCCCCUCUACUACGACACAGACUGUCGCAAACGCUAUGUGGCAUCGGUCAAACAGGCGAGAGCAGCGAUCACCUUCCUCGCGAACCCCUUCCCUCUCAAACCGUCCCCGCCUUGCGCAGAAAUAUUGAUUGACUAUUUCACACACACACAUACACACACAUACACACACACACACACACACGACACGGAAAAGGAGAAUAACGGCAGGACAUGUACCCGUAACUGCGUGCUCUAUAGUGCUGUAUGCCGAGUGUGCCUCGACAUUUGCCCCCCGGAUGGUUUCCAACCCGCCUCAGGAGCAGGACGGCGUGGCAAGGCAGGUUAUAUAGUGCUUCGCAGCUGCACGUGGUGUGGUGUGGUGGCAGAGCUCAGACUCUCACGCUUGUUCGCCCGUUUCGAGGAUCGACGACAUGGCCGUUGGCGGGAUUUGCCCGCCGCAUUUUUGACGCCGCAAGGCAUGUAGACUGACGUGACGAGGCGUGAGGGCAUCCAGCUUACGUAUCCAGAGGCUUGAGCGACGAAGGCCGGGCACUUAUUUGACUACAUCAUCCGUCCAGAGUCACUGCUAGGGCUGAAUCGAAACGGACCAAAAUACACGACUAGACAACACGCAGCGAGCUUCUAUUAAGUAUUAAGUGGAUGCGAAUGAGCUGACACUAGCCCUAAUGGCCAGCACAGACAGUUUCAUGCAGUCUUUGUCCAUCAACAGCAACAUCUCCAAACUCGAGUCUGACAAUUCCUGACCCUUGCCCGAGAGUUGAACCAAACACAAGAGGUCCGUCCAUCCU